Molecule: messenger RNA, 1836 nt
Organism: Mucor velutinosus
Lineage: Eukaryota; Fungi; Mucoromycota; Mucoromycetes; Mucorales; Mucoraceae
Exons: 6
Coding region: 1-1836 (611 amino acids)
Molecular function (GO): metal ion binding; protein binding
Source: RefSeq, a predicted model, not a curated record
AUGACAACAACUGCUGCUGCUGCAUCCAACUUGAAUGAUACCCUGCUUUACAACAAUGUCAAUCUGCAUCGCUCAGUGGCAAGUGGACAAUUGACACUGGUCCAGCGACUGAUAGCAGAUGGCUGCGACCCGAAUCUGCCACAUGUAACCACCGGUCUUCGGCCAAUUCAUUUCGCUGCAUCAAGAGGACAUGUUGAUCUAGUGAAAUACCUAGUGGAGACCAGUCAAUGUCAAGUAGAUGCUACAGAUAAAGAAGGAGAGACUGCGCUUUUAAAAGCAGCCUAUGCAGGCCAUUUGUCCGUUGUCAUGUAUCUAGUCAAAAAGGCAAAUGCCAAUUACUUGCACCAGGAUCGAGAUGGCUGGACUGCUUUGCACAAUGCUUGCUCAUUUGGCAGUGUCCCUAUGACUGAAUUCCUGCUGAAUCAACCACUUAUCAAUGUCAAUGUGGCGAGCAAGAAAGGACAUACACCGUUGAUGAAUGCUGCGUCCAAGGGACAUGUUGAUAUUGUCAUUCGAUUGCUACAAGGAAGCCAUGCCAAUCCAAUGCUGAAAAACAAGUUUGGUGAAACUGCCUAUGAUGUAGCUGCAGCAGCAGGAGAAGCUUAUCUCUGUCAGGUGCUUGAAAAGUACGAAAUGCAGUAUGGAUUGAUCAACACACCACUCGAUUUUCAUGUGACGAUACCAGUGCUAUUAUUGGAAGUAGUAGCCGACAAUUCAUCCUACAUCAGCCUGUUUGGUAAACCAAUAACCAAAUGGUAUCAUCAUGACCAAGUCAUACAGAACAAAUCCAAAGUGGCAUUACCAAAUACUUCGUGGUUCUGGUUAUCAGAUUGGACGAUUGACUACACAUUUCCAGAUCUCAGCUAUGAUGGCUGGUCUUCUGAGGAGACUGAUUCGUCUGGCUGGAUCAAGAAACGGCGAUGGGUAAGAAUUAUGAAGAAAGCCAUUGAGAUAUCGACAGAGGAGGAGGAGAAUGACCUGCAUGAUCAAAGCAUGAGCAAUGCCAACAGUGAUAGCAGUAGUGACAGUGACGAUAACCAUAGCUUAGAUUUAUCUCAGCAUUCCACAAGCACCACAUUCGAGAGUAAGACCUGUACAUCAGUAAGCACAACAAUGACAAAAGCACAGUCGAUAUUCAUUGGAUGCUCUACGUUACCACAACCAUUGUUGCAAGAGCAAAUGUCUGCAGACAAUAUACACCAAAUCAUACCAGUUGACCAAGUCGAGGAGCAGCAGCAAGACAACACGCUGUUAUCUUGGGAAAGCAAUGAUCAAGCACUUGAUUGCAGACGAUGCCAUCGAUGGUUCAACUUUAUUACAAGACGACACCACUGCAGAAAAUGUGGGCAAGUUAUUUGUGAUCGCUGCUCUGCUAAUAGAGCCUUCCUACCCAGUAAUCAAAUCAUUCAACCUCCUCAUGCCACCCAUUUGGAUCAAGAACACUGUUCACAACAGCCCCAGCGUAUUUGCGAUACAUGUGUCGAUAUAGUCGUGUGCGAAAUCAGUAGAAACACCAAGAGAAGAGCUAGCAGUAUCAUGUCAGAAUGUCCAGUUUGCUCUAGACGGUUGGGUGAAAUGCAUACAGAAGAGCAAGAGGAACAUGUGCAAGCCUGCUUAUCAAAAGAUGCAUCAAAAAUCAAUGCAGGUGGAAUACGAUAUGUUGUUUACAAGUUGACUCCAAGUUCGACACUUAUAGGGCAAGAAUGUGUCAUUUGCUUUGAAGAGUUUGAAUCAGGUGAUACCAUUACUCGAUUGAAUUGUAUGUGCUCGUAUCAUGGCCAUUGCAUUGGUAGCUGGUUUGCAAAGGGAAAAGAGUGUCCCAUUCACUCGCAGUAG